Molecule: messenger RNA, 1425 nt
Organism: Alnus glutinosa
Lineage: Eukaryota; Viridiplantae; Streptophyta; Magnoliopsida; Fagales; Betulaceae
Product: probable carboxylesterase 8
Exons: 1
Coding region: 32-1102 (356 amino acids)
Molecular function (GO): hydrolase activity
Source: RefSeq, a predicted model, not a curated record
UAGCCACUUAUUAAUUUCCUGCCGUUGAAGUAUGUUCUUGCUUUCUCACUCUCUUUCUCUCCUUACGUGUCUCCUUUCAUACGCACAGACGAAAUACAUGGCAGACCAAAUAUCCUCCAUCGAUCCCUUAAAAUUGCUCAGAAUCAGCCUCAACCCAGAUGGCUCACUCACCCGACUCGCCCCUUUUCCCACAGCGUCAACCACCACCGACUCCAACUCAGCCCAACUCGCCCUCUCCAAGGACAUCCCUCUCAACCCCACCACCAACACCUUCCUCCGCCUCUUCCUCCCCCACCCUCUCCCUCCAAACCAAAAGCUCCCUCUCAUCAUAUACUUCCAUGGCGGAGGCUUCAUUCUCUUUAGCGCCACCUCACAGCCUUUCCACGAUUCGUGUUGCAGACUGGCAGCUCAAACCCCAGCUGUAAUCGCAUCCGUUGAAUACCGUCUCGCGCCUGAACACCGUCUUCCGGCGGCUUACGAUGACGCCAUGGACGCCAUCAUGUGGGUCCGGAACCAGGCCAAAGAUAUCAUCAACUCUGAUGCGUGGUUGAGAGAGUACGUAGACUUCUCACGCUGCUUUUUAAUGGGUAGUAGUGCCGGGGGCAAUAUUGUGUACCAUGCAGCUUUACGCGUGCUUGAUGUUGAUGUUGAACCGGUUGAGAUCCGAGGGUUGAUACUUAAUCAGCCGUAUUUUAGUGGGGUCGAAAGGACGGGAUCCGAGAUGAGGUUUAUCAACGAUCGGAUUUUGCCGUUGGCUGCAAAUGACUUGAUGUGGGCACUGGCCUUGCCAAAGGAUGCUGAUCGGGAUCAUGAGUAUUGUAAUCCGAUGGUGGGCGGGUCCCAUGAUGGGAAGAUCCGACGGCUGCCGAGGUGUUUGGUCAGGGGCUACGGUGGGGACCCAUUGCUGGAUAAGCAGAAGGAGCUUGUUAGGAUGUUGGAGGCACGUCAGGUGCACGUGGUGGCCCAGUUUGAUGAUGAUGGUUUCCAUGGUGUGGAGCUCUUUAACCCUGCGAAGGCUCAAUCUUUGCUCAUGGAUGUCAAAGAUUUUGUUACAAGUUGUGCAUCUGGCAGUAAUGAUCUUGCAGCCAGAUCUACCAUGUGAGGCUGUCUUCAUAUAUAUUAUAUAUAUAUAUAUAUAUAAUAAAUGGAAGCUCUUCCUGCAUUAGUGGUUGUUCAAUUGGCUCUCUCGACCUUCACAUGCUACUUCUUUUAUUUUAGAAUGGAUUCUCCGACGGUUAUUCUGACUGUCCAACAUCCAAAGAUCACGCAAUACUGAUGUAUUGCUUCAAUCAUAUCUUACAUCCAUAUAAUUGUUCCGCUCACUAUUAGUUGGUCAGCUAAUUAUGUUAAUUGAAGUAUAAAUUUCUGUGUCCAUCAUGUGACAUCUUGGACUGCAAUAAAAAUACUUCAUUUUAGCUGUAUUCA